Molecule: messenger RNA, 625 nt
Organism: Penaeus monodon (black tiger shrimp)
Lineage: Eukaryota; Metazoa; Arthropoda; Malacostraca; Decapoda; Penaeidae
Product: DNA-directed RNA polymerase II subunit rpb1-like
Exons: 3
Coding region: 44-538 (164 amino acids)
Cellular component (GO): extracellular matrix
Source: RefSeq, a predicted model, not a curated record
GUCUGGUCAGUAUCACUUUCUCUCGCCUUCUAAAGCGUAAAAGAUGACUAUCAAAGUUGCUGUAUUCGUUGUCUUAAUGGCUGGUGCCCUGGCUGACUCUGGCCCUAGAUAUAGUCCUCCUACUCCUUCCUACAAUCCUCCCGCUCCUACAUACAACGCCCCUGCACCCGUUCCUUCGGGACCUGCUCAGUACGACUUCAACUAUGCCGUGAAGGACGACUACUCUGGAAACGACUUCGGUCAUCAAGAAAACCGAAACGGAUACGACACUCAGGGUACCUACUACGUCCAGCUUCCCGAUGGUCGUCUGCAGACGGUGACUUACACCGUGAACGGCGACUCCGGUUACGUAGCUGAAGUUUCUUACCAAGGAGAAGCCCAGUACCCAGCCCAGGAGCCUUCUAGGUCCUAUCAACCCGCUCCUGCUCCAUCCUACCAGCCUGCCCCCUCUCCGUCCUACCAGCCUGCCCCCUCUCCGUCCUACCAACCUGCCCCCUCCCCAUCCUACCAGCCUACUCCCACUCCUGCCUAUGGUUAAUCGUUUAUACUGACAUCGAAUGUCCUCUAAAGCAGGAAUGAAUUAUAUGUAUAUGACUGUAAAUAAAACAUAUUUUAAAUAGUAAAA